CCCUGAAUUAUGGUUCCCAUCAUCCGCAGCGAGCAGCCCGUGAGAGCCCCUUUAGCAGCCGCGCCCUGCUAGGAACCCGGGCAGGCCUGGAGAAAAGGCGGCGCGGGGGUAACGCAGGGCGCCGCUGACCAUCAGGCGAAGAAAGAGGGCGGGCCGGGCAGACGGGCAUCGCUCCGGUCGGGCCGGCCGCGCCCUCCGGCACGCGGGCAGCCGCGAGACCCCUGGGGGCGAGUCGGCUACCACGGCGCGGGCCCUCCCCUCCCCGGAAGAAGAAACUACACUUCCCGAGGUGCCCCGCGGUUCGGCCGCCAGAUAUAAGGGGCCGCCCCGACACGCUGGCUCAGAGGGCGCGGAAGUCGGAGGUGGUGUUGCAGUUCUGAGAGCAUCGACUUCGCUUCUUGCCUGGCCAAGAUGUGCGACAAACCGGAUCUGUCGGAGGUGGAGAAGUUUGAUAAGAAGAAGCUGAAGAAAACGAACACGGAAGAGAAGAACACGCUCCCGUCCAAGGAGACCAUUGAACAGGAAAAAGAGAGUGCCAAGUCAUCAUAGACCACCGGCAUGAAGCUCUGAUGAUCUUUCUCAGUUGUUUCUCUAAAACAACAUAUAUAUAAACUUGCAUCUCAAGAAAUGCUGCAGCAACCCAUCCGCGGCUGCUACCUCUUUGGGCCUUUCCUCUCCUCCCCCCCCCCCCACCUUUCAGGGCUUGGCCAUGCCCUCUGCUUCCAUCACAGAAGAAAAAAUAAUUCACAGGAAAUUUCUGGGGCUUGCCCAGUAUGAUUCUCAUUGUUUGCCUUUCUUGACAGAUGGAAUGAUUUCAUCAGUUAAAUCCUAAUUAGUAAAAUUGUUUUUUGAUUGUUUUUGCAAGUUUGAUUUCCAAGAAACGGAAAGAAAAAUCUAUUAAAAUUUUUAAAAUGAAUAA
Molecule: messenger RNA, 919 nt
Organism: Ahaetulla prasina
Lineage: Eukaryota; Metazoa; Chordata; Lepidosauria; Squamata; Colubridae
Product: thymosin beta-15A homolog
Exons: 3
Coding region: 412-549 (45 amino acids)
Biological process (GO): actin filament organization; regulation of cell migration
Cellular component (GO): cytoplasm
Molecular function (GO): actin monomer binding
Source: RefSeq, a predicted model, not a curated record